Molecule: messenger RNA, 3476 nt
Organism: Eublepharis macularius
Lineage: Eukaryota; Metazoa; Chordata; Lepidosauria; Squamata; Eublepharidae
Gene: ARHGEF33
Product: Rho guanine nucleotide exchange factor 33
Exons: 15
Coding region: 44-2467 (807 amino acids)
Molecular function (GO): guanyl-nucleotide exchange factor activity
Source: RefSeq, a predicted model, not a curated record
GACGUCUUGAUGGACUAAAAAAUUCUAUAAGCAUUUAAGAGGCAUGGAUUCAAACAGAAAAGAAGGAGAAACUGAAAAUGUGCCAGUGAUUAACCCUUCAACACAGAUUGCCCAGUUGCAUGCUCUGGCUUCAGAACUUAAAGCUGGUUUCACUGAAGCAAUGCAGGAACUUUCAAGAAUUCAGCACGGGGAGUAUGCUCUUGAGGAGAAGGUUCAAAGUUGCCGGUGCGCAAUGGAGGAGAAGGUGGCAGAGAUGAAGAAUUCUAUGAACUGUUUCAAGGAGGAGCUUAGUGAGGCCAAGUCCAUGAUUGAAGAAAUCAGCGCCAAGCAAGAAGAAAUGCAGCAGAAAAUCGAGCAAUUGCAGCAAGAGAAAAGGAAAGAAUCCCGUAAGCUCAAAGCUAAAAGAAUACAAAAGGAGGAACAUGGGUCACAAACAGUACCCACACCUCUACAAGGAAGCCCCUUUCGAUCACUGAACCUCCCAGAACCAGUUUUAAUUAAUGAAGAUUUUGUCAACCUUUUGCACAAUGCAACUUAUGAAAAAGUCUCUGAUUGCAGACCUUUGGCAAGGGGAGAAGGAAAUGUGACAGGGAUAAUGGCUACAAAUCUGGACACAGAAGAAAGUCUCAGACCUUCCUUGUCAACUGAUGCUCAGUCAAAGGGUCAUUUGUCAUCCAUGGUGUGGAAACAGCCCAAAGACAGUAAAGAAUGGAGUGAUGAACGUAUUUCAAAGGAACAAACUGACAGGCAAAAGGAAGUCAGCCCAAGUCGAUACAGCUCAGUGGAGAAUGUAUUGAGGGAACCUUCUAUUGCAGCUAAAAGACAAAAUAUUGCUUUGGACUUGCUAGAGUCUGAAAGGAAAUAUGUUGUUAGCCUCUCCUUGAUCCUAAAAAUUAAGGCCACAUUGCAUGGGCCGGAAAUGAAGAGGAACACUAAAGAGAGAAGUUUUUUCCCCAGCUCUUUGCGGUAUCUGGCCCAGCAGCAUGUAGACUUACUUCAUGCUCUUCAGGAAAGAGUGCUGUGCUGGCCCCGACAGGGAAUCCUGGGAGACAUUUUUCUUAAGCUGACCAAUGAUGAGAACAAUUUUCUGGACUAUUAUGUUGCUUACUUAAGAGAUUUGCCAGAAUGCAUCUCGCUGAUCCAUGUGGUCAUUCUUAAAGAGAUUGAAGAAGAAAUCAGGUCUGACCUCUACAUAUUCUUCUUUAAUAUAGUCCAGCGUAUCCCUGAAUACCUUCUUCAUUUGCAGAAUAUUCUAAAGUACACUGAGCAAGAGCACCCCGAUUACUACCUUCUUCUGGUGUGUGUUCAGCGCCUGAGAGUCUUCAUUUCACACCACAGCCUUCUGUUCCAGUGCAAUGAAGACUUACUAAUUCAGAAAAGGAAGAAGCUGAAAAAAUCUUCCUUUGUCAAGUUAUACAAAGGUCUAGCUUCUCAAUGUGGCAGCACCGGCCCAGAGGUUUCUCCAACACCCAGUGCUACCUCUAUCCGGGAUAGCGGGAUCCACUCAGAAGAGGCAAUGCAGCUAUUCCCCUCAACUCCUUCUUCUGGCACAACAGCAAUGCACUUGAUGUCACACAUGAAGAAAAGCCAACAACAGGGGGUGGAGAACAUGCAAGGAACUCCACAGGGCGAGUGGGAAACCGAUGGAAGACGGCACGACCGGCCUGAGAACGUCCUGACUCCAUCUCAGUUCAGCGAACAAGAUCUGAAAGCUCUCGCAGCUUCCCUGCAGACUUUCCCAGACUUGGAAUACAGUGCUCCUUCCUCUGACUUAAAGGGACACCCUGAGCGAUCUCGGAGGGCCUCAGCAGAUCUUCUGCAGGACAGCACAAGUUUUGCUCUUGAUUAUGAAGACUUUGAGUAUAGAGGGGAUUCAUACACCAUGCCUGGCCCUUAUGAGGAAGAGUCUGCUCAAAACCUGGCCAUCUUUGAGACCUGCUCUCCUGCUUCUUCUGAGUCCAGCAUUGACAUCUGUUUCUUGAGGCCUGUGAACUUCACAACAGAGCCAGAGAGGACAGAACACACUGUCCAGCCACUCCCCAAGAGCUGUGCUCCAGUCAGCAGCAGCAGCACAUACAAGCGUGAUGUUUUCCGUAGCAAGGGCAAACAAUUGAGCCGGUCACUGAAAGAGUUUCCCCGCAGCGGAACAGAAGGCGUAAGCUCUAGACUCUACAGCACACGGAGCAGCAGUGGUAGUCGGUUGCAAGGCAAACAGGAGAGGGGCUUCCAGUCCCACAUGGCCCCUGCCUCGUCCAGGAGCUCCCAGCGGAACUACUUUCCUCCACAGAGAGGAGCUGGUGAAAAGCAAAGCUUUCUGGAAGUAAGGAGAGAGAUGCAUUUAGAAGACAACACCAGAUUUUCUCAUAGGGAUGAUAAUGAGCAAACUUCUUUCAGCAACCACAACCCAAGGCAAGAGCAGAAAGGGGGCUUUCGCAGGUCCUUCCGCAAGCUCUUUAAAAAGAAAUAAGCAGCCCAGGGCCAAUUGCUUCAGCACUUCUUCUGGGCUCUCUGCUGUGAGUCCCACAAUCCAGUGGUCUUCCUUCAGGGCAGUUUUAAGUUCAAGGGCUGAAAAUGGAAUCUAAGGUUGGAGGUGUAAUUUUUUUUUAAAAAAGUUAACAGACUAGUUUGCUGACCCCAGAGAAGAAAGCCAUUUUACAUUAAAAAUGCAUAUGCUGUUAAAGCAUGGACUUUCACAGUUUUGGAAACUUUUUUAUUUUCAAGCAAGAUUGGGCAAAAUUUUUAAGCUACACCUAUAUUAAAAUCAGGCAAGGUCUUGAUUGCUGAAGGAGAAUGGCUUGGAAGCUGCAUCUGGGCUGUGGGGUCACGCAGUGACCACCUCUAGUCAGUGUCAUACAGCUCUGGUCAGUGCAUGGAUUUAGUUGGCUCAACAGAGAAAAACUUGCAGGACUGACAAGCCUCACACCACUUAUAUUAUUCCAGUGCUCUAUAGUAAAUUUUCAGUGAUGCAAUAUAAAUAUAAAUAAAUACAAUUGACUGAUGUCAAAAGUUCUGAUUGUUGUAGUUCUUUCUUAAAAAUGGCUUGGUGCUAUACUGGAAUUUGAAAUUUAACUUUUCAUAAUGGAAUUAAUUUCAAUUUAGGUAGUAGGGUAUAUCCCAAGGGAACAGCAAAAUGCUAGUGUGAUGGGUGCUAACAGAAAAGUACACAUUCUAGGGAUGUUACAGGUUUCAAAUGCAUUUUACUUUAGAAUUCUGACUAACAAUCUUGUUUGAGAACAUGAAAUAGUUUGAAUAACUGCCUGAGCCUGAAGUGGUUUCUCAUGUUUUGAUUUUACUAUACCUGGUCCUAUGCCAGCUUGCAGCCAGAUAUCAAUGCAAUGGUAUAUGGGGAGAAACCAACACUCCUCUCAAUUUCCUGCAACAUAAGUUUCUUACAUAGGUAUAGGAAAGUACUAACAUGAGAAAUAGGCCCAUGACUUCCUAUUCAAUGCAGCUAUUCAACUGAGAAUCAAAACAAG